AUGGAAAGCUGGGGUAACCGGUCCACUGGCACUGACUUUGUGCUCUUGGGGCUGUUCCACCACAUCCGUGCACCCCGGGCUCUCUUUGCUCUCAUCUGCCUGAUGUUUCUCGUAAUCCUCAUCGGCAACGUCAUGAUGAUGAUUCUCAUCUGGUUGGACUCGCGUCUGCACACACCCAUGUAUCUCCUGCUCUGCCAGCUCUCCCUCAUGGACCUCUUGUACAGCUCCACGUUUGUCCCCAAGAUAGCCUGUGCCUUUCUGUCUGGGAGAAACAGCAUUUCCUACGCCGGCUGUGGGGUUCAGCUCUUCCUGUUCAUGACUCUCGUGGGGGCAGAGUGCCUGCUGCUGGCCGUCAUGGCCUACGACCGCUACGUGGCCAUCUGCCACCCGCUCCGCUACUCGGUCCUCAUGUGCCCGGCCGUCUGUGCCCUCCUGGUGACCGGCACCUGGCUGAGCGCCCUGCUCAACGCCUCCGUCCACGUGGCCUACACUCUGACUCUCCCUUACUGCGCCUCCAGGGAGAUCCAUCAUUUCUUCUGUGAGAUCCCAGCGCUCCUGAAACUGGUCUGUGCCGACCCCUCUCGUUAUGAGAAGGGUCUUUAUGUCAGCAGGGUGGUGUUUCUCCUCCUUCUGAUCUCCGCCAUCAUGGCCUCGUAUGGGCAGAUCCUCUCCACAGUUUUGGGCUUAGGGUCCAAGCUGGGGAUGAGGAAGGCUUUGGCGACCUGUUCUUCCCACAUGAUUGUGGUGUCUCUCUUCUACGGGACAGCUAUCUUCAAGUACUUCCUCCCCAAAGCCUACCAAUUGGCCGAGCAGGACGAGGUGGUCUCUGUGUUUUACACCAUCCUCACGCCCACGCUCAACCAGCUCAUCUACAGCCUGCACAACAAGGACGUGGCGGGAGCCCUCGGCAAAGUCCUGGGAAGAUAUAGGGCCUUCCAGCUGGGAGCCUUGGGGCCAGGCCUGCGGGGACAGAGGUGGCCACGCAGUGGGCACAGCUCUGGGGUGUCCAGCCUGAGAGCCUACAACCUGCCUUCUGUCCUGCACCCGCAGGGCUCCACGGGUGCCCAGAGGACGCAGGUGCACCUGCCAAAAGCACCCACUGGAGACUUGGCGGCUCAUUACUAG
This is a messenger RNA of Talpa occidentalis (Iberian mole), 1125 nucleotides long. Its product is annotated as olfactory receptor 2T27-like. NCBI's taxonomy places the organism in Eukaryota, Metazoa, Chordata, Mammalia, Eulipotyphla, Talpidae. The record is from RefSeq and is a predicted model, not a curated record. The transcript has a single exon. Gene Ontology annotation, molecular function: olfactory receptor activity; G protein-coupled receptor activity. Gene Ontology annotation, cellular component: membrane. The coding region runs from base 1 to 1125 and encodes 374 amino acids. Gene Ontology annotation, biological process: G protein-coupled receptor signaling pathway.